Triticum turgidum subsp. durum (durum wheat) is the source of this 2148-nucleotide messenger RNA. The record is from the annotation of a GenBank genome assembly. NCBI's taxonomy places the organism in Eukaryota, Viridiplantae, Streptophyta, Magnoliopsida, Poales, Poaceae.
AUGAGCCGCCGCUUUGUCCCCGUCGACAGACGCAUCUUGGAGAGGAACAUCAAGGAUCGGUACCAUGCCGGAUGCAUUGGCACCGAGGACGCACUCCACCUGUUCGACGAAUUGCUCCAGGUUGCUGGGCCUUCCUCGAUCCCUGCCAUCAACUGCCUCCUCACUGUUGUUGGCCGUGAUUGCCCCGCGCUCGGCGUCUCCCUCUUCAACCAUGUUGCAAGAGCCAAGGUGCCUCCCCACAAUAUCACCUAUGGCAUUCUAGUCGACUGCUGCUGCCGUGCUGGCCGCCUGGACCUUGGACACGCUGCCAUGGGACACGUCAUUAAGUUGGGAUUUACAGCAGAAGCUAUCAUCAAUUUCAGCCACCUACUCAAGGCCAUCUGCGCCGAGAAGAAGACCAGUUAUGCAAUGGACAUCGUACUCCGGAUAAUGCCUGAGUUUAACUGCAUACCAAACAUUUUCUCCUAUAACAUUCUUUUCAAGGGUCUCUGCAACGAGAAGAGAAGCCAAGAGGCUCUCGAGCUGAUUCAAAUUAUGGUUGAGGAUGGAGGUUGCUGCCGACCUGAUGUGGUGACCUAUAGCACUGUAAUUGAUGGCUUGUUGAAAGAGGAUGAGGUGGACCAAGCUUACAGCCUAUUUUCUGAAAUGCUGCGUCAGGGGGUAUCACCGAAUGUUGUGACCUGUAAUUCAAUCAUCUCUGGCAUGUGCAAGCUUCACGCGAUGGACAAGGCUGAGGAGGUUCUUCAACAGAUGCUUGAUAGACGAAUUCUGCCAGAUGUUACCACAUAUACUAGUUUAAUACAUGGAUAUUAUUCAUUAGGACAGUGCGAGGAGGUGGAUCGGGUUUUCAUAGAAAUGUCUAGAAAUGGUGUUCAACCAAAUAUCAUAACUUAUAGUAUACAGAUGGAUUAUCUUUGCAAGAAUGGAAGAUGCACAGAAGCUAGGAAGAAUUUUGAUUUCAUGAUCAGUUUGGGCCAGAAACCGACUGUUACUACCUACAACAUUAUGCUUCAUGGGUAUGCUAUGGAAAGAUCUUUUCAUGAUAUGAAUUGUCUCAUUGAUUUGAUGGAUGAUAAUGGUAUUUCACCAGAUCAUUAUGGAUACAACAUACUUAUAUUUGCAUAUGCUGAAGAAAAAAUGGUUGAUGAAGUAAUGCAUAUAUUUACAAAAAUGCGGCAGCAAGGAUUGAACCCUGAUGCAGUGAGCUAUGGAACAGUAAUAGACUUACUUUCCAGGAUUGACCGAAUGGAUGAUGCUAUGUCCCAGUUCAAUCAAAUGAUAACUGAAGGGUUAGUUCCUGAUAUCGUAGUUUUUAACCCUCUUAUUAGGGGUUUCUGUUCUUGUGGCAAAUGGGAGAAGGUUGAUGAACUAUUUUCUGAGAUGUUGGAUCGCGGCAUCUGUCCCAACAUAGUGUUCUUCACCACAAUUAUGGACCGCCUUUGCAAAAAUGGAAGGGUUAUGGAAGCCCAAGAUCUCUUCGACCUGAUGGUACACAUGGGUGUGAAGCCUGAUGUGUGUACUUAUAACAUACUGAUAGGUGGAUACUUGUUCAUUGGUAAGAUGGAUGAAGUGAGCAAGUUACUUGACAAUAUGGUCUCAAUUGGCAUGGAACCAGAUGUUAUCACCUAUAACAUACUGAUUGAUGGUUACUCUAAGAAUGGAAGGAUAGAUGAUGCAUUUGUUGUUUUCAGAGAAAUGUUGGCCGGGAAGGUUAAGCCUUGCAUUAUCACUUUUAAUAUUAUGCUUGGUGCGUUGCUUAAAGGUGGCAGGAAGGAAGAGGCUAAAGAUUUGUUUGAUGGUAUCUGGGCUAAAGGGUUAGUGCCCACCGUUGUUACAUAUAGCUUAAUGAUACAAAAACUUAUAGAAGAAGGUUCUCUACAAGAGUCUGAUGAUCUAUUUGUUUCUAUGGAGAAGAAUGGAUGUGCUGCCGACUCCCAUAUAAUAAAUGCUAUAGUUAGAAGCUUAUUUCGGAAAGGGGAGGUGCCCAGGGCUGGGACUUAUCUGUCUAAAAUUGAUGAGAGGAGCUUCACCCUUGAAGCUUCCACAGCUAUCUUGUUGACUGCACUUGCUUCAGGGGGGAAAGGCCAGGAAUAUAAAGAGUUACUCCCUGAGAAGUACCACUCUUUUCUGGAACAGGGCACUGAUUGA